This is a messenger RNA of Odobenus rosmarus divergens (Pacific walrus), 417 nucleotides long. It is a transcript of the gene QRFP, whose product is annotated as pyroglutamylated RFamide peptide. The transcript has a single exon. Lineage: Eukaryota; Metazoa; Chordata; Mammalia; Carnivora; Odobenidae. Gene Ontology annotation, molecular function: orexigenic neuropeptide QRFP receptor binding. Bases 1 to 417 code for a protein of 138 amino acids. The record is from RefSeq and is a predicted model, not a curated record.
AUGACAGGCCCUCACGCCCUGUCGUGUCUCCUCCUCCUGCCGCUGGGUGCCUGCUUUCCUCUGUUGGACAGAGAAGAGCCCAUGGCCACCGCCACCGUGAGAGGUGUCAGAGGUGGAAUGAGCUGGGCCGACCUGCCCGGGGAACACCGCGUGCCCCUCCCACGGGGCUCCUCGCCGUGGCCGAGAGCCCCACAACCUCACGGCCUGCUUGUCAUGGCCAAGGAGCUGCAGACGUCGGGCCGACAGCGCGCUGGCUUCAGGUUCCGUUUCGGGAGGCAGGAUGAUGGUAGCGAGGCUACCGGCUUCCUCCCCGCGGGUGGUGAGAAGGCCAGCGGCCCAUUAGGGACCCUGGCCGAGGAGCUCAGCAGUUACAGCAGGAAAAAAGGUGGCUUCAGCUUCCGCUUCGGCCGGCGGUGA